AUGGCAGGUCCUCGAGAGGAGCCCCAGCGGAUAAGGCAAGUCGUGUCUCUUCUCAUUUUUCUCUUGGGGUCGGGGUCGGGCUCAGAUUCGGUCCGGUAUUCGGUAGCGGAGGAAAUGGAGAAAGGCUCCUUUGUGGCAAAUGUGGCUAAGGACCUGGGGCUGGAUGUCAGGGCUCUGUCCGUCCGGGAGGCUCGGAUCGUCUCUGACAGCCACAAGCAGCCAUUUCGCCUUCAGCGCAAGACCGGGGAUCUUUUUGUCAAAGAGAAACUGGACCGGGAGGAACUGUGCGGGAAAAUUGACCCAUGCGUGCUGCGCUUUGAAAUAGUCCUGGGAGACCCGCUGCAGUCCUACCGAGCGGAGGUCCGGGUUUUUGACAUCAAUGACCACGCCCCGGUAUUUUCGAAGGGUGAAGCGGAACUGAGGAUUCCCGAAAGUACCCCUUUGGGGUCUCGCUUCCCUCUGCAGAGCGCCCAGGAUUUAGAUGUGGGACUCAACGGCCUUCAGAACUACACCCUGAACGCUAACCAUUACUUCCACCUGCACACCCGCUUCCGGAGCCAUGGCCCCAAAUACGCCGAGCUGGUUCUCGAUCAUCCGCUGGACCGAGAGGACCAGCCCGAAGUCACCUUGACCAUCACGGCCCUUGACGGCGGCUCUCCCGCCAAAUCCGGGACGGCCCAGAUCCGCAUCGUCGUUCUCGACGUAAAUGACAACGUCCCCCAGUUCUCUCGACAGAUUUAUCGCGUUCAGAUUUUGGAGAGCAGCCCCGCCGGCUCUUCCGUGGCCAUAGUAUCGGCCACGGACUUGGACGCGGGCGUUAAUGGGGAGAUCACGUACUCUUUGACUGAAAACCCAGAAGGUGUUAUGAGAACGUUUCAGAUCGACCCAGCCACUGGGGAGGUUCAGCUCCGAGGGCCUCUUGAUUUCGAAGCCGUCGAGAAUUACGAUAUUGAUGUUCAAGCCACAGACGGUGGGGGGCUAUCUGCACACAGCAAAGUCCUGGUCGAAGUGGUGGACGUGAACGACAACGCCCCGGACGUGACGGUCACCUCCGUCUAUAGCCCGAUUCCCGAGGACUCCUCGAGGGAGACCGUGGUGGCCCUUUUCAGUGUACGAGACCGGGACUCCCGUGUCGGGAAUAAAAUCCGUUGCUUCAUCCAAGAUAGUCUUCCAUUUAUGAUCAAACCAACUUUCAGGAAUUCCUAUUCUCUCGUGACAGGCAGCUCCCUAGAUCGAGAGACAUUUCCGAGCUAUAAUAUAACUAUUGUCGCAAUAGAUUCGGGGACUCCCAACCUAUCUUCCGAAACCGUCAUCGCCGUGCUGAUAUCUGACGUCAAUGACAACGCUCCGGUUUUUACUGAGCCCUCAUACACGCUGUCCGUUCGAGAGAAUAACAGCCCCGCUAUGUACAUUGGGAAAGUCAGUGCCGAAGACCUAGAUUCGGAUGAUAACGCUGAUGUGAAGUAUUCCCUACUGCCCCCGUCCAGUGGCGACUUAUCUGUGUUUUCCUACAUCUCCAUCAACUCGGACAACGGGAAACUAUACGCUUUGAGAUCCAUGGACUACGAAGCUAUCCAAGAGUUCCAGUUUAUCGUGAGGGCGACGGACGGCGGCUCCUUGUCCUUGAGCAGUCAAGCGACCGUCCGAGUGGUCAUUCUGGAUGACAACGACAACUGCCCGAUGGUCUUAUACCCGCUGCAAAACGGUACCUCCCGCUCCAAUGACCUAAUCCCUAGGUGGGCGGAGGCCGGCUACCUGGUGACCAAGGUGGUGGCGGUGGACGCCGACUCGGCCCAGAACUCUUGGCUUUCUUACAAACUGCUCAAGGCGACGGAUCCUAACCUGUUCUCCGUGGAGCGACAGAAUGGUGAGAUUCGAACCCUGCGGCCGAUAUCCGAGAGAGACCCCUCGAAGCAGAAAAUAAUUAUCUUGGUUCAGGACCACGGCCAGCCUCCCCUUUCCACCACGGCCACACUGAGUCUUCUCCUGGUUGAUGGUUUUUCGCAACCUUAUUUGCAGUUGAGUGACCAGUCAAAGGGCCAGAGAAGGGUGAACCCAUCCACGAAAUAUUUGGUUAUUUCUCUGACGGGGCUUUCAUUUGCCUUUCUGCUUUCCGUAACUGUGAUCUUCAUUAUCCACAUCUACCAAAAGGUCAGGCACAGAGAGAAGCACUUGGCUGAUUCCGACCAACUCUACGAUGACUGCCAUUUCCCUAGUGACUUCCCCAGAGGGACCAUUCCCCAGUCUGGUCCCUAUCAGGCUUCCUUAGCUAACGGAACCGCCUCCAGUGAGUUCCGCUUUCUCAAGCGCUUCAUGCCCAAUUUCCCCUUGUCGCCCGGCGGGGUCCCGAGAAAGGCAGGAGCGAUUUCCCGCUUGUCCCCCAACGCGGAUGGGAGCAGCCAGCCCGAGUUGUCUGAUUAAUCUAUGUAUUCAGCGCCUCCAGACACCCGAACGUCGAUAUGUGGUUUAAUGUUGAAUUCGCCAUUGAUUUUCCUCUCGGUACUAGUUUCAUCUACCCCACUUUUAGAAGGGAUUUAGGAAUAGUUUUGUUAUUUUCAGUGAGGGAAGGUUCAGGAUACCAACGCAGUUAUUUCUGAACUCAGGGCCUCGCCCCCAAAUAAAAUCCCCCAAUUCCUUCGGCUACUGCACCCACGGCUUCUCCCUUCUUUUCAGGUUAAGAUAGGUGCUAUUCAAUCCUUUCCCCUCCUCCCUUUUCAAUCGGUAGUUUUUAUUAAGCACUAACAGAGUGGAAAGUCCUGGUCCACUUGGGUGGGUACAACAGAAGUAAGCCAUCCAUUACCAGCCUCAAGGAGUUUACCAUCUAAUGACAGAUCCAAAUUAUUUAUAAUAGUGAAAGCAAGAGGAAGAAAAAAGGUUAGCAGGAAGGAGUUUCAAGCUGGCAGUGAGUGAUAAAGUGGGAAUUUCACUUUCCAGUGAAUUGCUCACGUAUUAUUUUCACUUCAGUGGAAUAUAAUCGAAAGACAUAUAUGCUGCUUUAGUGUGUCUAAGGGCUUCCCCCCAGCCCUCUAAGCAUGAUAUAAUAACCAGAAAAGUUAGGGGAGAUAGCUGAAAUAGGAAUGUGAAGUCAUUCCCCAGGAUAGGAGCGUCUCUCUUUCGUGCCUGGACUUAAUUGUGGGAACAUUCGUGAAUCCGGAUACAUCAGUUUACACAUGCCAGGGCUUUCUCCUGUCUUUGAUAGUUCUGGUUCCCUUUCUCCUUUCUUCGCUGUGAGGCGAGGAGCCCCUGUAGGGAAUUGGAAGCUCCCGGGAUGCAGAAUCUGCACCCCCCCAACCCCCAAGGGAAAAGCCAGACCUUGGAUCAUCUCCGAAGAUCUUCAAUCUAUUCUCUCACCAGGAUCCAAACUCUGAGCUCCAGUCAAGGGUUGAAGGGAAGAAACGGGACAGGAGGGAGCCUCCAGUACUUACCACGUCAGCCCGGCGAGAUGGUCAGAUGGCACGGCCGCUCUCAACUAGAAGCUCCCUAGUGCAAGCCUGAACAGGGGUGGCAGCAGCAGGGACAUUUUGAGAAGUCCGGCAGACCUCUGCUCCCAAAACUCCCUUCCUCGGAGACUGCUCUCUUGAGUGUCAGGAAGAAGUAGGUUGGGUCCAGCAGCGGGAAAUAACGUAGGAGCAGGGAAAGUUUUCCCGAAGACAAGGCAAGGGCAAGGAAAAUGGAAGUGUAACGACAUGUGAGGAAGGAGCAGUAAUUGCAUUUAUUGAGAACCCGCUGGGCGUAAUGCACUAUUCUAAGGGCUCAGAAAGUCCAAAAUAAAGCAGUGAAUCAUUGCCCAAGAAGGGUUUACACUGUAAUGGUGCCUUUCAAAUUAAUUUCAACCCAGUUCCAAAGUCAAAAUUGUAAUCAUUUAAGGAUUUUAGCAAUAUUUACUAAUAUUAAUGACUAUUUGUGAGAGAUAUCAAAUAGCUAUAAAUGCUAUAUAUUUAAUAUAUGUACUAGAUAGUAUAGAAUUGUUUAAUAUGAUGAACAUGCUUUAUAUUUAUAGUUGACAUGCUAUAUUUGUAAAAGAUAUGCUAUAUUUCAUAGACAUGCUAUAUAUUUAUAGUAGACAUGCCGUAUUUAUUAAA
Molecule: messenger RNA, 4082 nt
Organism: Tachyglossus aculeatus (Australian echidna)
Lineage: Eukaryota; Metazoa; Chordata; Mammalia; Monotremata; Tachyglossidae
Gene: PCDHB1
Product: protocadherin beta 1
Exons: 1
Coding region: 1-2421 (806 amino acids)
Biological process (GO): homophilic cell-cell adhesion
Cellular component (GO): plasma membrane
Molecular function (GO): calcium ion binding
Source: RefSeq, a predicted model, not a curated record